GAGGUUUUAUUACGAACAAACAGGGCAUCAAAGCCAGGACCAGGAAGCCAACACACACAAACACACACACACACACACCAACACCCUCCAAGGCCAAGGCGAUAGCGAGCGCGAGGGCGCCCCCGCCCGCGUUGGAGACUCGACUCGACGAGAGGGGCCGACGCGGGAAGGGAACCGCCGCGAACCCGGGGAGAGCAAGCUCGCGACGCCUCCGCCGGGAAGGACCGUCGCCGCCGCGGAUCUCUCGAUCUGAGGAGCCGCGUCUCGAUUCCCCGCCCCGCAGGGUUUUGUGCGCGGCAGCGCCGGAGAUGAGCGUGGAGAGCCCUGGGAGAGCCGCCGGGAGCUAGGGUUUUUUUCGCCGUCGGAGCGCUGGACCGCCCCCGACACCCUCCCAGGUUUUCCAUGGGAGAUGGAGGAGUCGCGUGCGCCGUCCCGCCUCAGCGUGCAGUGGAGGGCUUCCGUGCCGACGCCCUCGUGAGGGGAGAAGCGAUGCCAGACAAGGGGGAGAAAGCAGCGCACGGCCACCACCAUCACCACCACCACCACCACCGCAAGCACUACUCGGCUUCAGCUGCCGACCUCGAGGAAGGGGAGCUGCUGCUCAAUGGAGAGGCAGACAACACACGGGACUUGGACAGGACCAUACCUCCCAAGAAAUGGCGCAAGUUGCUGCCUUCCUCGCCAGCUGCAGAGUUGGAGCCGGGGGAGAUUGUAAGCAUGCAAUCAGAGCCAACAAGGAAGAUAAGGAGGAACGUGGAGCUUGACAAGACUGAGUUUGUGCCUGUGACGCAGAGGAAAGGUAAGUCUGACAAGAUCGGGAGAAAGUCUAAUAAAGAUGUGGUGGAGCCAGCGGAGGUUACUCCACUGGGAAAAAAACGGGACCGGGAUCAUAGCGGCAAGAUAUGUUCGUCAGCUCACAUCCGCGAGGAUGGGAAGAAAGGCACUUCACGGGAUUCUGAUGAGGAGCCUGGUGAGAUUAAGCCAGAGAGCAGCAGCACUGGCAGUGCUAGGAAGAGCCAGGCAGUAGAGCCCGAGAGCAACCACCGCAAACACCAAGCUGAGACAUUCACUCAAUCAGGGUCAAAAAGUCGAAGGAAGGGAGAGCCGAAGACUUCUUCUGCUGGGAAGCAUUUGUCUGGAAGAAAUCAUGAUAUCUCGCCGCAAAUACGAGAUCGGCAUGAUCGGCUUGAGAGGAGCCCAGGCAUCUUGGGACGCUUUCCUCAUGACCGCAUUCGCCAUGAGAGGAGCCCAGGCCGCAUGGAGCGCUCCCCACGAGACCGAGACCGUGGUCGUCACUGUGAUAACAGAGACCGCAGCCCGUACAUUUCACCACGACACAGAGCACGCCAGGCCCAUCACAGGGAUAACACACCGAGCCGCAUUGAUUCCCCUCGUGGGAGGACUCAGCACGAGGACAUCAAAGACCGAACUCCGCUCUCUCAUGAUAAAUCACCAUCUGAACGUGGUCGAACAACUGACAGCCAUGAAGCAAGUAAGAAGGGCAGGGGUUCUAAGCUUGAAAGCAACGACCUAGAAAAUGUGCCGCACAAAAACAAGUCAAUGAAGCAACCAACUAAGAGUAAUAGUGGUAGCAACAUAAAGAGUGAGGGGAGGAUCUCCAAGGGGAAGGCAUCCGAGGGCGUUCAAUGCACUGAGUUGCUGCCACCACCUCCGUUGCCACCACCGCCGCCGCCUCCGCCUCCACCUCCGCCUUUACCACCUAAUAUGCCUCCUCCCCUGCCCCCGCCACCAGUACCUGAGCAGCUGAAUGAUCUCGCUGAAGAUGCCUCAAUGGAAGAAGACAUGGAUAUCUGUGACACCCCACCUCACACCAGUGAAGCACCUGAACUCAGUACUGAGCCCACUAUUAUCAUGGGGAAGUGGUUUUACCUUGACCAAUUUGGUGUUGAGCAAGGACCUUCCAAGCUUGCUGACUUGAAGAAACUGGUAGAAGACGGAUAUCUUCUUUCUGAUCAUCUAAUAAAGCAUGCUGACAGCAAUAGAUGGGUGACUGUUGAGAAUGCAGCUUCACCAUUGGUUCCAUCUGAUAUUCCCUCGGUGUAUGCGGAUCUUUCUUCACAGAAGGUUAGCCCUCCAGAAGCCCCAGGAAAUCUGCUCGACGAAGCUCGAGAAGGAGCAGCUUUGUUGGCAUGGAGUGCUGAGGAUGAAGAGGAAGCUUCUGAAGAACAGAAGGAAGAUCUCUACAUUGAUAAUAGGGUCGAGGCACUAAUGUAUGGAGCUACUAUGGUGGAUGGACAUGAGCUUGAUAUUCUUGGAGAGGUUUUGAAUGCACAUUUUGAGCCUGUUGAUUGGGAAAGGUGUAGUUACCCUGAAGAUUUUCCUAGGUUCCAAGGCCAACCUGCAAGAGAUGAUGGGAUCAACAGAAGCAUUGGAUUCGUCAGUGGUGUUGGUCCUGUUGGGAGGGAAAAGUUUUAUCAUAAUGUUGAAUGUAGCGAGUGGUUUUCUGGUAGAUGGUCUUGCAAAGGUGGUGACUGGAAGAGGAACGAUGAAUUCAACCAAGAUAAGCCUUACAGGAAAAAGCUUGUCCUGAAUGAAGGCUAUGCUCUUUGUCAGAUGCUAAAGGGCAAUCAUGAGGAUCCCCGCUGGCACUGCAAGGAAGACCUCUACUACCAUGUACCUGCUAAAAAGCUUGAUCUGCCACUGUGGGCAUUCUCAUCAACAGAAGAGGACACUGACAGUGUUGAUGAUGCCAGUGCUAUUAUACCUGGAAGGUUGUGCCAGAAUCAGAUUAGACAACUUCCAAAGGGAGUGAAAGGGAUGACGCUUCCAGUUGUUAAGAUAAAUGCUCGGGUUGUCAAGGAUCAUUCCUCUAUCGAACCAUGCAUAAAGUCCAGAGCAGCUGAGCGGUCACUUUCUAGAUCUUCACGCUCCCAGUCAACUGGAACUGAUAGGAAUUCUGUUCAUGAAGGUUUGUCUCAUUUGAAGAAACAUCAUGAACAUGAUUUACAAAGUCUGCAGAAGUCCAAGUCUGUUCCAAACAUCCCAGAGGACCAUGUUUGCACUGUUGAAGAAUUGUCAGUCAAACUGGGUGACUGGUACUACAUGGAUGGAACUGGACAUGAGCAUGGCCCAUUUUCUUACUCUGAGUUGCAAAAGUUAGUUAAAAGGGGCACUAUUAUUGAACAGAGCAGUGUGUUCAGAAAGAUUGAUAACAUAUGGCUUCCAGUUGUUAAGGAUAUGAAAUCUGAGUCUGCUGCUCGCGAUGGAGGGCCAGGAAGUUCAGAUUCUACUUCUGCUCUUGUGGAGCAGUCCAACACUGUUGUGAACCAUGGAGCUGGUAGGUUCCAUGAGUUGCACCCCCAGUUUGUGGGUUAUACACGUGGUAAGCUGCAUGAACUAGUCAUGAAGUAUUUCAAGAGCAGGGAGCUUACUUUAGCCAUAAACGAGGUCUUGGAUCCAUGGAUCGCAGCUAAGCAGCCCAAAAAGGAAAUAGAAAUGAACUUUCUUAACAAUUCAGCUUCAAGGAAAAUCCUGCCAGAAGAUGCUGGGUCUGUAAAAAGGGCAAGGCUGCUACCUAAUCAAAGUGACGAAGAUAUCAAUAUGUAUGAGGACAUCCUUGCCAGUCAGAAUGAUGACUGCUCUUUUGAAGACUUAUGUCAUGAUGCUGCUCUUGUUGAAGAGAACUCUACUAAUUCCGUAGCUGGAAGUGACAGCUGGGGUUUACUGAAUGUGCAUGUGUUAGCAAGAAUCUUCCAUUUUCUGAGGGCGGACAUGAAAUCACUGAUUUCUUCUGCAGCUACCUGUAAGCUCUGGAACACUGGUGUUCAGUACUACAGGAACACAUGUAGAUUUGUUGAUUUGUCUUCUGUUGGCCUUCAGUGCACCGAUUCUGUGUUUCAUGGUAUUAUGGCUGGUUAUGAGAAGCAAAAUAUAAGAACACUGAUUUUAGUUGGGUGUUCAAAUCUGAGCUCUCUUGCCCUUGGGGAAGUACUAGUGCAGUUUCCGAACAUAUGUUAUGUGCACAUUCAGGGUUGCAGUCAACUAUGGGAUAUGAAAAGCAGAUUUCACCAUAUUAAAUGGAUUAAGAGCUCUUUGAAUCCUGAGGAGUCACUCCAGAAAAUUAAAAGCCUGAAGCAGAUAGAUGAUGGAAACGAUUAUGCAUCCAAAGUUGCAAGGAACUUGACCAGUCAGCUGGGUGGUUCUGAUGAACUUGACGGCUAUUUUGCUGAUAUCUCAAAUAGAGAGAAUGCCAAUCUUUCCUUUGGGCAAGGUUUCUAUAAACGAUCAAAAUGGCUUGAUGCUAGAAAGUCCUCUGCUGUUUUGUCGAAGGAUGCACAACUAAGGCGUUUGAUGCAGAGGAAGGCCGAGAAUAGCUACCGGAAGAUGGAAGAGUUUGUCAUCAAUAGAUUGAGAGAAAUCAUGAAGAGCAGCAGAUUUGAUUUCUUCAUUCCAAAGGUUGCAAAAAUUGAAGGUAGGUUGAAAAGUGGAUAUUAUGCUCGGCAUGGCUUUAGUUCUCUCAAGAACGAUAUUCGAUCUAUGUGCCGUGAUGCAUUGAGAUAUAAAGGCCGAAGUGAUUUGGGAGAUAUGAAGCAAAUUGUUGUGUCCUUUAUCCAGUUAGCAAAGAGACUCGGUAACCCACGAUUGAUUUCUGAGAGAGAUGGAGCAGCAGCCCAGAAGGACAAUUCUGACACGAGUCAAUAUUCUUCAGACGCAAAAUUAAAAAAGAAACAAAAUAAAACUACGGGGGAAAGAAGGGGAGCAAACUGGGCUACUGCCUCUGCUGGUGCAGAUGCUUCAUCCCGUGCCUUUGACCGUGAAAUUAAAAGAAGCCUCUCUAAAUUAAAGAAAAUGGAUGUUGAUUCUGGGAGUGAGACAUCUGAUGAUGAUGAUGGAUACUCUGAAGGUGAUGAAACUGAGAGUGAAACUACUGUUUCUGAUACAGAGAGUGACCUUGACUCAAAUUCUGCAGCAUGGGACUUAAGGGGAAAUGGUAUGAAGUUGUUUGAAUCUGGUGACUCUGUCGGGGAUGAUCGUGGAUGGGGUGCUCGCAUGACAAAAGCAAGCCUUGUCCCUCCUGUUACUAGGAAGUACGAAGUGAUUGAGAAGUACCUUAUUGUAGCAGAUGAGGAGGAAGUACAACGAAAAAUGCGGGUUGCUUUACCUGAUGACUACUCUGAGAAGCUGCUCUCGCAGAAGAAUGGUACUGAAAAUUUGGAGAUUCCAGAGGUUAAGGAUUAUCAACGUAGAAAGGUACCUGGGGAUGAAGUUCUUGAGCAAGAAGUAUACGGCAUAGAUCCAUACACACAUAAUCUCCUGCGUGACAUUAUGCCAGCCGACGUUAGCUUGUCAUCUGCUGACAAACAUACCUUUAUUGAGGAGCUGCUUCUGAAUACUUUGAAUAAGCAGGUUCGGGAUUUCACUGGUUCUGGAAAUACUCCUAUGGUUUACCCCCUUAAACCUGUCAUCGAAGAAAUCCAAAAGUCUGCAGAGGAGAGUGGUGAUAGACGAACUGCAAAGAUGUGCCUUGGAAUGCUGAAGGCCAUGAGGAGCCGCCCUGAACAUAACUAUGUUGCUUAUAGAAAGGGUCUUGGAGUUGUUUGCAACAAAAAGGGUGGAUUUGGCAUGGAUGACUUUGUUAUUGAGUUCUUCGGGGAGGUUUACCCUUCUUGGAGAUGGUAUGAGAAGCAAGAUGGUAUUAAACAUAUACAAAACAACAGUGAAGAUCAAGCUCCUGAGUUUUAUAACAUUAUGUUAGAAAGACCAAAGGGGGACCGUGAUGGAUAUGACUUGGUUUUUGUUGAUGCUAUGCACAAGGCUAACUAUGCGAGCAGAAUCUGUCAUUCAUGUAACCCCAACUGUGAAGCAAAAGUGACUGCUGUGGAUGGUCAAUACCAGAUUGGAGUCUACACUGUUAGGCCGAUUGCAGAAGGCGAGGAAAUCACUUUUGAUUACAACUCUGUAACUGAGAGUAAGGAAGAGCAUGAAGCAUCAGUUUGCCUCUGUGGAAGUCAAGUAUGCCGGGGCAGCUAUUUAAAUUUUUCUGGAGAGGGAGCUUUCGAGAAGGUGUUAAUGGAAUUCCAUGGUGUGCUUGAUCGACACAGUUUGCUGCUACAGGCUUGCGAAGCAAACACUGUCUCCCAGCAAGACUUGAUUGACUUGGGUAGAGCUGGUCUUGGUACCUGUUUGCUUGCUGGUUUGCCUGGGUGGCUUGUUGCUUACACGGCCCAGCUGGUGCGGUUUAUAUUCUUCGAGAGGCAGAAACUUCCUAAUGAGAUCUUUAAGCACAACAUGGAAGAGAAACGCCAGUUUUUUACAGAUAUAAAUAUGGAUUCCGAGCGGAAUGAUGCUGAGGUUCAGGCUGAGGGUGUAUUAAAUUCUAGAUUACAGCAUUUAACUCAUACACUUGAUAAGGUAAGGUAUGUUAUGAGAUGUAUAUUCGGGGACCCCAAGAAUGCCCCCCCUCCUCUGGUGAGGCUUACCGGGAGAAGUCUAGUGUCUGCCAUCUGGAAAGGGGAAGGCUCAUUAGUUGAUGAGCUCCUUCAGUCAAUUGAACAUCAUGUUGACGAAGAUGUACUUACUGAUCUCAAGGACAAAAUUCGGCUUCAUGAUCCAUCUGAUUCUGAAGACAUCGAGGGAGACAUCCGAAAUUCUCUGUUAUGGUUGCGUGAUGAGUUGAGAACUCUUUCAUGCACAUACAAGUGCCGUCAUGACGCAGCUGCUGAUUUGAUUCACAUGUAUGCUUACACAAAGUGUUUCUUCAGAGCCCGAGACUACAAGACCGUAAAGUCUCCACCAGUUCAUAUCAGUCCUCUCGAUUUAGGUCCCAAAUAUGCUGAUAAACUGGGACCAGGUUUCCAGGAGUACAGCAAGACGUACCCAGAGAACUAUUGCUUAGCACAGCUUAUCUAUUGGUACAGCCAGAAUGCAGAACCCGAAUCUAGACUGACAAGAGCUAGAAAGGGUUGUAUGUCAUUACCAGAUGUGUCCUCUUUCUAUGUAAAGUCUGUAAAGCCAACUCAAGAGCGGGUUUAUGGCACCAGAACUGUGAGAUUCAUGCUAUCACGGAUGGAGAAACAGGCCCAACGCCCAUGGCCGAAGGACCGGAUAUGGGUGUUCAAGAGCGACCCAAGAUUCUUUGGCACUCCAAUGAUGGAUGCUGUGCUGAAUAACAAUUCUCCUCUUGAUAAGGAGAUGGUGCAUUGGCUAAAGACAAGAUCGAACGUUUUCCUAGGGUAGUCAAAAGGAUAGUAGGCAGAGGGCAUUGGUUUUUCUCUUCGGAGAUUUUAGUCAACGACAUUCUUUUUUUCCUACUCACCUUACCUACCUAAUCAUGGGAGAUAGCUUUUAGAUGGCAGGUUGUACAGUCACCACUCCCUCCCUACCUACCUAGCUGUAGAGAUGUAUUCGAUUAAUAACUGAUAGAUCACAGAUCAUCAUCGAUUGGAUGUAGCGUCUUUUCCUGUUGCAUAGAAUUGUUCGCCUGCUUGUGGGCUGAUGUACAUGUAAAUGCGAAACAGAUGCAAUCUUAAAUUCAGCAAUGUGUUACAGCUUGCGGUGCUGCA
This is a messenger RNA of Aegilops tauschii subsp. strangulata, 7523 nucleotides long. Its product is annotated as histone-lysine N-methyltransferase ATXR3. The record is from RefSeq and is a predicted model, not a curated record. Gene Ontology annotation, molecular function: protein binding. Lineage: Eukaryota; Viridiplantae; Streptophyta; Magnoliopsida; Poales; Poaceae.